AUGCCCUCAGCUAAUCCCUCCUCUGCUGCCUUGCGAGCCACGGCCACUGCGACGUGUGAUGUGAUGUCGCGAAUGCUGGGGGAUGGAGAGGAAGGGUGGCAGGAUGUCACCUCGCUGGAUCAGUGGAGAGCAGUGGUAACCUUUCCAUUCUCGUAUAGCGAUGGGAAGGCAGAUAGGCCAAGCUCAAAGGGUACGGGGCAGGGUGGCGAUGGGUAUGAGUGGCAUGAGGUUGGGGUGCAGGGGGUUGCAGUGCGAGGUGACAUGCUCUGGGAAGAGGAAGAUGUGGUUUUCCAUGGGUGGUUUGGCGGUGGAGGUGGUGGUGGUGGUGGUGGUGGUGGUGGUGGUGGUGGUGGUGGUGGUGGUGGUGGUGGUGGUGGUGGUGGUGGUGGUGGUGGUGGUGGUGGUGGUGGUGGUGGUGGUGGUGGUGGUGGUGGUGGUGGUGGUGGUGGUGGUGGUGGAGGUGGUGGUGACGGUGGAGGUGGUGGUGCAAGGGAGAGGCGGCCUACCCUGGGAAGAGGAAGAUGUGGUUCCCCUGGGUGGAAUGGCCGAUCUUGCACAUGA
Closterium sp. NIES-65 is the source of this 561-nucleotide messenger RNA. The record is from the annotation of a GenBank genome assembly. Lineage: Eukaryota; Viridiplantae; Streptophyta; Zygnematophyceae; Desmidiales; Closteriaceae.